AUGCCUCCUGCCAAUGAUGCAACCCAGCAGCUAUCACAGACUGGGACAAGCCUCUAUGCAGUGCUGGAACUAAAGAAGGGUGCCCAGCCUGAAGAGAUCAAAAAAGCCUACAGGAAACUGGCCUUGCAGUAUCAUCCGGACAAGAAUCCAGGGGACCCUCAAGCAGCAGAAUUCUUCAAAGAGAUCAACACAGCCCAUGCUGUACUCAGUGACCCCACAAAGAAGAAAAUCUAUGACCAGCAUGGCUCACUAGGACUAUACCUGUUUGACCACUUGGGUGAAGACGGCGUCAGAUACUAUUAUAUAGGGAACAGUUGCUGGUUCAAGACACUUGUCAUCCUUUGUUGCCUGCUGACUUGUUGCUUCUGCUGCUGCUGCUGCUGUUUCUGCUGUGGCAGCCUAGCUCCACCGCCUGAGGAAACUGUCAGGAAGCAGCAGGAAGUUUCCAAGAAUCAACAAACGAAUGUCCAUUCUGUCCAUUCUCAGCCUACAAGAGCUCCAGCCCUGUACACGCUCUCAGCCGUGGGCCCGUGGACAGGCUGCAGCCCAUACUGUAGUGCCUGCCGCCUCCAUCCUGCCGACCCCAUAUAA
Molecule: messenger RNA, 591 nt
Organism: Psammomys obesus (fat sand rat)
Lineage: Eukaryota; Metazoa; Chordata; Mammalia; Rodentia; Muridae
Gene: Dnajc5g
Product: DnaJ heat shock protein family (Hsp40) member C5 gamma
Exons: 4
Coding region: 1-591 (196 amino acids)
Source: RefSeq, a predicted model, not a curated record